AUGCGAAAAUUUGCCAUUUUUCUAUUUUUUGUACUAGUUUUGGAAGCCGCCGGACAAUGUGAGUAUUGAGGGAUUUCGCUGAAAUACACUGCUAUUCAGCAAUGUGAAAAUCGCCAAAACUUCUCGUCAAGCCGCAUUCGUAACUAAUCCAUUCUGAACCAUUUCAGGGGGUUUCGGACCGCCGUCUCCGUGGGGUUGGGGACCUCCCCCACCACCAAGUCCGUUCUGGGGACAAGGACUCGGAGGAGGAGCAGGAGCAGGAGCAGGACCCUGGGGCACACAAGGUAAACGCACAUUUUCAGCUGACGACGACUAUCAUUAUGUUUUCAUUUUUGCAGGAGGCAACGGAGGAGGAUGGGGAGGCGGAAAUAACGGCGGAGGAGGAUGGGGUAAGGUUCCGAUUUGAAUGAACAAAGUGUACGGAGUCUAGCUCUAAGAUUUAUCUGAAAGAGCUGAAAGAGCUGGUCGUGACCAUUCCAAAUGUAUCCUACAAAAACGAGCGCUGAAUUUAUAGGCAGAAGACAGCUUUCUAAAGGAGAUUUCUCGAGAUUCUCUGGCAAAGAAUGAAGAUUUCUCAAGCUUAAAUAGGAGAACUCAGUCACUUUGUUCGAUCUUUGAAAGCGUUUACUACAAACAUUCUACUUUUUUCCAGGCGGUAACGGAGGUGGUGGCAACGGUGGAGGAAAUGGAGGAGGAAAUAGAGGAGGAAAUGGAGGAGGAAAUGGAGGAGGAAAUGGGGGAGGCGGAGCAAGGGGAGGCGGUUAGUUUACGAAUUAAAAUUCAAAAAUUUUCCCUAAAAUUCGGUGAAUUUCAGGCGGAGGUGGCCGUGGCGGCGGCGGCGGCGGUGCGGGCGGAGGACGUGGGGGAGCUGGCGGGGGAGGUAGCAUUUUUGAGAUGCUUAAACGUCUCUUGCAAAAAUGCAUUUUCAGGUGGCGGCGGCGGCGGUCGAGGAGGUGGCGGAAAGGGAGGAAAAGGCGGAGGUCGAGGAAAAGGAUGA
Messenger RNA from Caenorhabditis sp. 36 PRJEB53466, 997 nucleotides. Lineage: Eukaryota; Metazoa; Nematoda; Chromadorea; Rhabditida; Rhabditidae. The record is from the annotation of a GenBank genome assembly.